UCUAAUGAAAAUCCGGCUAUGGACAUCCAUUCCAAUGAUUUCCCAGUUUAUGAAGACAGGCCACCAGAUGCCAGCAAAUCAGGUCCCCAGUUGUGUCAAUGACCAAGAAAAGCCUGCCUGAUGAUAAAGUCAGUGAAGAAUCAUGUGAAGAAGCUGAUGUCAAGGUUUCCAGAAUUGAAGACAACCCUUCUGUCAACAAUGGCCAUUGUCAGCUAAAUCCGGCCAAUGACGUCCACUCCAGUGUUCUAGUUGAUAAAGACAGGGGCCACCAGAUGAGCCAAUCAGGACUCUGGUAGUAACAAGCAAGACAGUGAUGUUCCACUUCAUGAAAAGAAGUCAGAUGAUUCCAUUAAUUCCAGUGAAGCUAGUGAAGAAAAUUGCAGUGUACCUGGCAAGAACAAAAACCACCAGUGUAAGUUAUGCUUGUUGGUAUUCUCUUGCAAUGCAAGCUUAGAGUGGCACAUGAAAAGGCAACAUCCAGAUGAAAAACUGGAGUAUACAGGGACAUGCCAUUGUCACCACUGUAACUUUAAAUGUCACAAAAAAUCAGACCUGCUGGCUGAGGCAACAAUGAUCUCAGUGACAAACAUGGAGUUGCAUUUAUACAACAACAGUUUACCUUGACAAUAUUGCAGCAUUUGAGCAAUGGAAGGCAAAGGUAGAGGAGGUAGAGAGGUACUCUUUUAUAAAAACAACUGGGAUGAAGGGUACUGUGCCGUAUUACCAAUGUAACACAGGACGAGUUUACAAACUGAAAGGAACUGGAAUAAGGCAAUUAAAAUCACAAGGCACAUUCAAGAUACAGCGCAACUGUACAGCAACUCUUAAAGCAACGACUACUGAAGAUGGCAAAAUUACUGUUGACCUAUGCCUUACCCAUUAUGGCCACCAGCAAGACCUACAACAUACAUGGUUGCCAAAACAGAAAAAGGAGGAAAUGGCUGCAUUGAUACAGCAAGGAGUUUCUAAGGUCAAAAUACUUGGGGACAUAAGAGAGAACAGGAUGCAAGGGGGGGCAUUUAAACACUAUCACCUCACUGACAUGAAAGACCUGUCUAACAUCUCAAGAGCUUUUCAGUGGUUUGGGGGUCAAGUCCAAAGGUCUGAAAAUGACCAAGAAAGUGUUCGGGCCUGGAUUCAAGAGUGGCAGGAAAGUGGGAACAACCCGGUACUGUUUUACAAGUUGCAAGGAGAGCAAGCCCAAGAAGAUCUUGAUCUACUUCAGGAAGACUUCUUCAUAGUCAUCCAGAUCCCCUUCCAAAAGGCAAUGGCCCAAAAGUUCGCUUCCAAAGGUGUUUGUAUUGACUCGACACAUGGAACUACAGGAUAAGACUUUCUGCUAACCACGGUAAUGGUUACUGUUGAAUAUGGAGAGGGGCUGCCUGUGGCUUGGUGCCUUUCAAAGCAUGAAGAUUUUACUCGCGUGUUUUUUGUUCAAAUUAUUGAGAGAAAACUGUGGUGAGUUAUCACCUCAUUGAAUAAUGAGUGAUACCGCAAGCCAGUUUUAUAAUGCCCGGGUGGCUAUCAUGUAUCUCCGCCAUGUAAAAAACAGACUGACUUUUUUUUCUUUCCUCACUACUUUUUUUACUCAAAUGCCUCUUCAGGUGUCCUUUCGAUAUUAGAUAGGCUGUCUUAUAGGCCAUACGGGAGCUUCGCAACGAGUCGUACUCGUUGUGAAGAUGGGCGAGGAAGGGGUUUCGUUCUCUUCACUUUCACUGGCGCGCACAAACCCCUACACCACAUUCGAAUCUUCAUUUGAGGAAUUUGCCAAGAGAUAAAGUUCACACAUAUGAUCGAGUGUCACAGGCUUGCUGAGGGCAAAAAUCGACUCCUAACUUAAAUACACGCCGUAAGGCAAUACUCUCUCUCCUGGGAAAACAAGAUGUGCGACAAAAAAAAUUCACGUCUGCAUAGGGGAGCCUGUUUUAGGCGUUCUGUCCGGAAAACGAAACGCAAAUGUAAAUGAAGGGGUAGCA
Messenger RNA from Stylophora pistillata, 1976 nucleotides. RefSeq lists its product as uncharacterized. NCBI's taxonomy places the organism in Eukaryota, Metazoa, Cnidaria, Anthozoa, Scleractinia, Pocilloporidae. The record is from RefSeq and is a predicted model, not a curated record.